Messenger RNA from Pisolithus orientalis, 2445 nucleotides. Its product is annotated as PQ loop repeat-domain-containing protein. The annotation marks the transcript as partial. Lineage: Eukaryota; Fungi; Basidiomycota; Agaricomycetes; Boletales; Pisolithaceae. The transcript has 10 exons. Gene Ontology annotation, molecular function: protein binding. The record is from RefSeq and is a predicted model, not a curated record.
AUGGUUGUGGAAAACUUUAGUGAGCUGUUGGGAUACGUUUCCAUAGGUUGUUGGCUCGGGGCACAGUUCCCGCAAAUUCUCGAGAACAUAAAGCAACAGUCUUGCGAGGGUCUUGCGCUCCCCUUCCUGUUCAACUGGAUGCUUGGUGAUGCAUCCAAUCUCAUCGGCUGCCUCCUCACGCACCAGCUACCUUUCCAGACGUAUCUCGCCAUGUACUUUUGCUCUGUGGACUGCUGCAUUUUGUGCCAGUAUUUCUACUAUGGAGGUGGUCCAAAGAUCCCUCCGAAUAGUUACGCUUAUCCCCGUUCGCGUUCAACAUCCCUCGUUCGGCCACAUUCUAUUGAUGCUUCCCAUUAUCGAACACUAUCCGCCGUUGCUGGUAGUGUAGCGGCAGCCGCGGCGCUCGCUGCUCACUCAGACCCCCAUGCAGAACAUAGGCAUCCACGCAAGGAUGAGGACGGAGAACAAUUUCUUGGGGAACACACCCCUUCGCACAUGUCUAUGGAGGUGCAAGAUGAAGUGGACGAUGCCGUUCUUUCUGCUCUUUCAAAUAGCUUUCACUCAGACAGCGGAAACAGGAAGCGGGUCUCUUGGAGCCAGGAACGCCACGACCGCCAUCCGAAUUGCCAAAGACGUCCGGUAUCACCCGUGGUGCACGCUACACGUUCUUCCCUACACAUAACACCGACGCAAAUUGAGUCUACAGCGCUAGCGAGAGGUAGACAGCCGCAACGCGAUGUAGGCUUGGAGCAAGAGGAAGAAGAAGAAACUCACCAGAGAACAGGGUCCCGUGCUAGUCGACGCAGUGCUGGUAUGAUUUUCCUCAGCGUUUGGGCGUUGUUCGGCGUCAGUGGACUGGCUGGCAGUCAAUUUCGACCGAUAUCAUCAGGAAGCACUGGCAUCGGGACCGUUCUGGCGUCGAAGUCUGCAAUUUCCCCGGUGGCACAGCUGCCUGCUGCCCACAAUUUGUUAUUCAGCUCACAUUCAUCUAUUUAUGCACAGCCGCCGACGAUACUAGAAGGGGUCGCCCCCCAUAUACGUGUGCAGUCUGAAGGGUCUUCACCCUUCGAACGUGUAGUUGGACGAAUCUUCGCUUGGUUGUGCACCACCCUCUACCUUACUUCCCGACUACCGCAGAUAUGGAAGAACUAUGUCCGGAAGUCUGUCGAGGGCCUAUCCAUUUAUCUCUUCGUGUUCGCAUUCCUCGGCAACUUCUUUUAUGUCUGUUCGAUUAUGACCUCUCCAAAUAUCCGGUUGCCGCCCCCCGCAUCUACGGAAUUCGUGCGCGAGAGUAUACCGUACCUACUGGGCAGUGGCGGAACUUUCAUCUUCGAUAUCGCUAUCAUCAUUCAGUACUUACUCUACAAAGGGAGGCAUCCGCGUACUACGAUGCGAAGCCGAGGAAAUUCGGCUGUGCGUAGCACUGCAACUGCAGAGGAACAAGCGGCACUUUUGAGAGCGGACGCACUUGCGCACUCAUAUGCUGAACGGAGUUCGAGCAUCACUGCCAGGGGGCAGACAAAUCGGAUCUCGAUGCUAGCAGGCUGUGGCACAACUCAACAACCUAACUCGAUGACGCAGCCCCAACCAGAUCAUUUACGUACACUUGUCUUAGACUACCUGUGCCACAGUUGCUACACGAAGACUGCACAGGCACUCUUCAAAGAGAGUGCUGUGAGGCAUCUCGACAGGGACGGAAACGAAAUCCUUUCCGAGUCAGGGCAGAUGGAGAAAACCUCCUCCGAAUUGAGCGACGACGUGAUACGGAGUAUCACUCUACGAGAAUGCAUACAGACGCAUAUUUUGUCCGGGAGGGUGGAGGAAGCCAUCCUUUGCUUGAACGAACACUUCCCAAGGGUGCUGGACGAGAGUCUGGAGGACGAGGCCGACAACGCCUUCUCCGACGAUGCAUCAGACAAUCACUUGCAGUAUAGAAAAACUACUGUCAACCCUGUCCAUCUGUCCCUGAACCUUCGCAUUCUCGCCUUUAUAGAAGCGUGUCGGACACUUCCGCUGAGUUAUCCAGCUUCGACCUGUGACUCAAUGGUUGCGCACUUCCCGCCUCCGGCAAGGUCCUCGAAUUGUGAUACUGUCGAUGAGGAAAGACGUCAAACCGAGUUGCUGAUCCGAGCACAAAAACUGUAUGCUCAGGUGAAUUCGCUCCGGAAACCAGCAGAUAGGACAAUUUACGAGAAGGAGCUGAUGAACGUCGGCGGACUGCUUGCUUACAAAGUUCCCGAGAAGAGCCCCGUAGCAAAGUACCUCUCGCAAGAACGUCGUGAGCUGGUCGCCGAACAGGUCGAUUGUGCGAUACUAUAUAGCAUGGGCAUGCCCGUUAUUUCCAAUGUGGAGCUUUCAGUGCGUUACACCCACUGUUUGUGGUCCACUUUGCACACGAUGAGGUCUAGGCUUCCGCCAAAGUCUCGCUGGCCAGCGGGUGUGUCA